Plodia interpunctella (Indianmeal moth) is the source of this 3264-nucleotide messenger RNA. Its product is annotated as integrin beta-1-like. Gene Ontology annotation, biological process: integrin-mediated signaling pathway; cell-matrix adhesion; cell adhesion mediated by integrin. The transcript is spliced from 8 exons. Gene Ontology annotation, cellular component: integrin complex; focal adhesion; cell surface. The coding region runs from base 142 to 2478 and encodes 778 amino acids. The record is from RefSeq and is a predicted model, not a curated record. Gene Ontology annotation, molecular function: integrin binding. NCBI's taxonomy places the organism in Eukaryota, Metazoa, Arthropoda, Insecta, Lepidoptera, Pyralidae.
GAAAACAUUCAUUUUUAGUUGUAAGAGCCGUUUGAUAUAGGAGUGUGAAGUUUAUAUGUUUUUUUCCUGUGAACGUGGCGUUAACGCAAGUUAAUUCCAGUUUGGCGAAGAGAAUAGAGGCCAGCUCUGUUUCUUUGUACGAUGAGGUCAAGUUUGUGUGCUUUUCUACAUCUCUAUAUUUGUUACUCUGUGUUAGCUGACCCCUGCGAAUCUCAAGACACCUGUAGUAAAUGCAUCACAAAUGCCAAUUGUGUUUGGUGUGAAAAGGUAGAUUAUGAAGGGAUACGAUGCAAAUCGUUAAAUUCAGAAAUACAAAAGCAGUGUCCAAAUGAUUUGCAAAACAUGCAUAGUACAGUGACCGUCACUCACAAUGAUGAUUUUACUUCGUCGUCGAAGCACGUUGUACAGAUUGCGCCUCAAAAUAUAAAACUAAAACUUAGAGUAGGAGAACCCACUAAUUUCAACUUUAAAUAUAAGCAAGCUGAAAAUUAUCCUGUCGAUUUAUAUUUUCUACUGGACGUGUCCAAUUCAAUGAAGAAAAUAAGAGACACGCUAAUGAAACAAUCGCAAGAUCUUUAUAAUGUCAUGAAAAAAUUCACAAGCAUAAUCCGUUUAGGUAUCGGCACUUUUGUAGACAAAAACACUUUCCCAUUUGUGAAUGAUCCCCAGAAAAAAGAAGUUUAUUCUUUUAGGAACCAACUACCGUUAACAGAUAAUGUGACAUUAUUCAACGAAACGUUGAAAAACACAAAAUUUAUCCAAAACUUUGAUUUGCCAGAAGGCGGUCUCGAUGCCCUGGGGCAAGUAUUAGCUUGUAGCAACGGUCCCGAAAAUAUUAUUGGCUGGAGUCCACAUUCCAGGAAAAUCGUAUUAUUCAUUACUGAUGAUCAAUACCACGCAGCCGGCGAUGGUAUGAUAGCUGGGAUAGUAACUCCAUAUGAUGGUAAAUGCUAUACAGGGGCUGACGGUGUAUACAAAAAAGAAUUGGAAAUGGAUUACCCCUCUGUUGCCGUAAUUAAGAAGUUGGCUAAGAAGAUUGGUGUCAUUACCAUAUUUGUUGCUAAAGAUAGUGUAGAGUCUAUAUAUAGCGAUCUAGCUGAUGCUGUUUACGGAAAAUCUGAGGCGUAUAGUAUUCAAGAAAACGCCAAUGGAAAGACAAAGUUUGACAAAAUAUUAAAGGAGGUCUAUGAAGAAAAAACAAAAACCAUUCGUUUAUUAACCUCUAGUACGCCAAAAACUGAAGAUUUUUACGAGAUUACAUUUACUCCAGACUGUAAAAAAAGAGAUUUUAUAUCAAAUGCAGAAUCAGAAAAUGAGUGCACCGUCAAAUUUUACGAAGAAAAGCCGAUUAUUGGUACUAUUACACUUAAAAAAUAUGAUGAGUCUGUAAGGAAUUUUAAGAUAGAAGUUAUAAUGGAUGGACUUAACGAAAUAUUAAAUUUGGACGUAGAAGUAAUCACUAAAUGUGAAUGUGAAGCAGGAAUAGUGAAGAAAGCACCUCAGUGCAAUAACAACGGGGCACUUGAAUGUGGGCUAUGCAACUGUGAUAAAAACUGGUUUGGUCAUCAAUGCAAUUGCACUCAAUAUUAUGAUAAAGAAGAUGAUUUUGCUUCGUGUAAACGGAAGGGCGAUGAUAAGGUGUGCAGCGGCAAUGGCGACUGCAUAUGUGGAGCCUGCAUUUGUCAUAGAUCUGGAAAUGAGCAAAAAUACAGUGGUAAAUAUUGCCAUUGCGACAUUGAUAGCUGCCCUAGAAGAAACAACAGCAUAUGCUCAAAUCACGGCCGCUGCCAAUGCGGAGUCUGUAGUUGCGACAAGUCGUGGACAGGACUCGCCUGCGACGUAUCCACGCUCAAAACCAACUGUAUCAAAAACAAUAAGGAAUGCAAUGAAAGAGGGAAAUGUUAUAAUAAUGGUUGUGUCUGCGACGUGUUACCUGAAUGGGAUGAAAGGAAAACAAAUGUGAAUAGUUUUUGCAUUAUAGUUCCUGAUUCUGGUGUCCAUAAUCGACAGUGCAAAGCUUUAGAAGAGCUGGUAUUAUGUACCUAUGAUGGAAAAGAUUUAUGCUCAACGAUGGAUAGUUUGAAAAUAUGUCGAAUUGAGGAAAUUAAUACAAAUGAAAAUAGCUCUUGGAACAUUUGUCAUGAUGUGAGAGUUGGUGUCGGAUGCUACAUUCACUUUGGUUACAAAUACUAUGAUGAAAAUAGGACUAUGGAAUUGGCGAUUGCAGAAAAAGCUAACUGCCAACAAAACUAUUAUGUGAUCGGAGGCAUCACCUUCACCACGCUGAUCCUAGCUGGUAUAGGAACGUUGAUCGGCUGGAAGGUGUUGACGACCCUACGGGACCGACGAGAGUAUGAGCAAUUCCUGGCGAGCAACCAACGCAAGUCCAGCAUCAGGAAGAACGUUCUAUACACUUCCCCUAUGCAAACUAUCCAAAACCCAACCUUUGUAGAAAACACAGAUCAGACCCAGUUUUAGUGUUAGGAAAAUAAUGUAUUUAAAGAACAAGCGAAAAUGUUACACUUACAGGGAAUAAGUCAUGUUCGCAUUAUUUAUUCAGAAAAUAGACCUUGAUGGCACAUUUUCAUGUCAAUUUAAAUUAUAUAGUACAUCUGUAAGCUACAAACUACUAUAAUUUUGGAAUGACUACUGCUGAUAUAAGAAAUGACGAACUAUUUUUUCAACUGUGUUAGUGUAUUUUGAGUGCUGAUUAAAAAAGAAACACGAUUAACCAAACAUUAAAAUUGUAUAGGCUUUAAGACCCGUCCAUCCACGAGUUUCAUCCACCAGUGGGUUCACGGGGAAUUUCUUUUACCCAUGCACCUAUUGCAACUUACAAUAGAUCCUCUGAGGUUUUAUUGUUUACAUAAAUUUAUUGGUUCUCCUGGUAUAAUCCUGAAUUUAUUAGCGUCAAAUAAAUGUAAAUGAACAAGUGCAGGUUCUAUAGUAAUAAGGAGAGAGAGAAGCUUUAAGGAAAACGACGGCAAUAAAACAAAAGCUAUUUAUAGGAAUGCAAUUCAAAUAAAAUUAUCUUAACAAUAAUAUAAUAUUUGUUAUACAAUUCAAUUUAACCUCCUCCUCUAAGUACGAACAUAAACUUGAGCAGACGGAGAAGCAUAGAUAAAAUUAUUCUUUUAUCUAUGCUCAGAAGUAAACAACGUCUUUUUCAAUCGUAUUUCUUAUUCCUUACCUAACUAACUGAACCAUAGUAAAAAUAUAUAUGACAUUUUUUUUAUUAAUAAUAGUAGAUUUAGUAUGUUUUUU